Orbicella faveolata is the source of this 2251-nucleotide messenger RNA. Its product is annotated as N-alpha-acetyltransferase 40-like. Gene Ontology annotation, cellular component: nucleus. The record is from RefSeq and is a predicted model, not a curated record. Gene Ontology annotation, molecular function: histone H2A acetyltransferase activity; protein N-terminal-serine acetyltransferase activity; histone H4 acetyltransferase activity. NCBI's taxonomy places the organism in Eukaryota, Metazoa, Cnidaria, Anthozoa, Scleractinia, Merulinidae.
GUCCCGCUUCCCUGAAAACCCAGACAGCUUACAUUGUAAGUUGUUGAUGUAUAACAGAAACCAUGGGUGAACAGCACAACUGAUGAAUGUACUGUUUAACUACAGUUCAUCUUUCAAGAAUGUUUAGUUUAGCUGUAGUUGUUUACUUCUUAAUAUUCCUUGCUUCUUUUUAGGUGAAAGAUCCUUUAGCAGCUUUGACAGCAUUUAAAAGCUUCAAAAGAAAUGGGUUGGAUCUUCAGCUGGAGUGUCAGCGAAUAACAGACAUGAGUGCCGAGGAUAUUGAGUGGUCCUUUGAUCUCACAAAACACAACAUGCAAUUGCUUUAUGAGAAAAGCUCUUGGGGCUGGAAUGACAAGAAGAAGAAAGAUGAAAUGACAGAAGAUAAAGCUUGGUAUCUUAUGGCUAAAGACAAUUCAGGAAAAGGAGUUGCAUUCUCACAUUUCAGGUUUGACUUGGAAGAGGGAGAUGAAGUACUUUACUGCUAUGAAAUUCAAGUAGAACCUGGAGCACGAGCCAGAGGACUUGGCAAGUUCUUCAUGCAGAUUUUGGAGAUGAUGGCACACAGAGCCGAGAUGAAAAAGAUCAUGCUCACUGUGUUGAAAGAUAAUGAGAGAGCUAUCAAUUUCUUCACCAAAAUCAUGAAGUUCCAAACAGAUGAAACUUCUCCGGCCAUCUGGGAUCCAAUGAACCCUGAGGAUUAUUGCUAUGACAUCCUCAGUAAAACAUUAAUGAGAAAAACACAAGCAACUAAUGAUACAAUCAGCAAGGAAUAGAUAGGAUACAGCUAGAAAUUCACAAGUGACUUUCAUUAGCAAGUAACCAUGCAUUACAUCAAUUUUCCUGAUUUCCCCCUCCCUUCCGCCGUUGUUCAAUGUCAACUGAACAUGGCUUGCUAGAAACUAUCUUGUCUCUUUUUUGUAUAAGUGGGUCUGCCGGUUGCGAUAAUGAUUCCAAAUGUUGCGGUCCUUUUCAAACUUAACCGUCGUACAAAUGAACAGCUCAAAGAGCAGAAUCCGGUAAUGCGUGGGCAAAUUUUCAAACUUCUCUAGUAUAUGCUGGAUGUACGAUGUGGCGUGUAAUUGGGUGCGCAGUGUGGAUGGGCACAAACACUUGCGUCUUUAAAAUCUAGAGGUAUUAGAAUAGUUUCUAAAGAAACUGUUAGGCUGCGUAAGCGUGCAAGAGGAACAUGGCUAUUUAUCUAUUUGAAAUUGGUAAAAGGUAAGUUAACUGCUCUAGAAAGUUUGUCAGUGAAACUGAUGUUUAGAGCAAGAGCUCUUUGUCAGAGCGAAAUGACUUUGUUCUGAAGGUCUAAUGCUCGAUACGCUAGCUUCAUUAGGUACGGCGGUUAAUUUAUCUUAGUCUUCAAGUUAAUAAACAACCGAGCUAGAGUCUAGACAGACAUUUGAAAGGAGCUACGUCAUGUAAAUGGCAUCGUGAAAAAAAAAAACACCACUCUCAGUGUGGAUUCUUCGGUUCCUUUGACGCACCAUGAUCCCAGAGAUCUUGGAUUGAUCUGUUCAGUAAAGAAACGCAAAAUCCGUUUUCGGAUUCUUUGGGAUUUAAAGAUCCAAUCAUGGGUUUUCUUAAAGAAACGCACCCUUAGUAAACUGAGUAUGAAAAUCAGUUGUGUAGGACGGGGCAUGUCGUUUAUUGAUCAGACAUAUACGGUCCUUAGUAUAGUUAUUACAACGAACUUAUAACAUGGAAAUUUACUGAAAUAAAAUUUCGAGAUUGAAAUGAUGAAAAACAGAGAGGCUGUCGAGUGGUUUCUCCUACGUAAGCUGUAUACCAACGGAUCUACUGUACAUACAGACACGUAACUAUCUAACAAUAACGGCCUGAAAAACUAUAGUUAUUUUCAGCUGACCAAGUAAGGUGACGUUUACUAUAAUUGUUUAUAUGGUGUUUUUCAACCUUUUCUGACGAUAAUUGUAUGUAUCAGAAAAAUAAUAUGACCUAUCAUGACAGCUGGUUGAAGUGGAGAGAUUUUGACAUUGCAGAUUUCUUGCAUCCUUGAACAUCAAGAAGAAAAGAAACCAAGAUUGGCUGUUUGCUAUUUGACUACUAAACUCAGUAAGCAGAGCGAUGUUAGAAUGUAUUUUUUCCUAUCACUCCGUAACAUCGUUAUCGUUGAACUAGUCUUGCAAGUCAAAUGUGGCAUACUACAAAGACAAUUUCAAAACUAAUCUGGUGUACUUUUUGUAGUUAAAACUGAUCAAACAAAUAUUGUAUUAACCCUCGAAAAUCACUA